AUGACAGACAUAAAGAUACUUAGCAAUAUAAUCAACGACUUGUCUAAGCACAAUUUGAACAAUAGUAGUAAUAGUAGUGGUGGUAGUAGUACAGAUGUCUCUACGGUAGUAGCGGCAGCGGCAGCAGCUGCAGUAGCAUCAAGCUGUAAUCCACUAUUAUCAUCUUCACAAGAGAUAUAUCAAGACAAACAAACAACGAAAACAUCAACAACAACAACAUGUGAUAGAGUAGAAAACAUUAAUGAUUUACCAAAGUUUGUAUUGGUAGAGAUAUUCAAACAUUUAAAUUCAAAACUUGUUUGUCAAGACGUACCUGCAAACCCAUACUUUCACAACUUUUGUUACGAUGUCAAUAGCAGUGAAAGCAUAGCAAGAAGUAAACAAUACUUUAGCGAUCAAAAGAGCAGUGGAAACAAUAACAAUCAACAAUUAAUAACCAAACCAACAACAACAACAGCAACAAAUAAUAAUAAUACCGCUGCUGCUUGUGAUAAUGAUGAUGCAACAUCAUUUUGUAAAUAUUUAAACAAUGUAUUAAACUUGGCAGGAGUUUGUAAAUUAUGGGCCGACAAGAUUGUACCAAUUAGCAUAUGUGGAGUUGUCAAAAUAGUAUCGAGAAGACAAUUGAGCACCGUGCUCCGAUUCAUGACCGAUGGUAUUAUCAGUGGUGGCAGUAAAUGUCUCUUUUCAACCAUUAAAUUCCAUAGCAAAGCUGGUGCAAUCCCAACCUGCGACUAUAAGCUUCUUUUCAACGACGAGAUGACCUCUUUGAGGUCACUCUGCUUUGAUCGCGACCAACUAUCGUUUGCCGAUGUGGUCGUACUCAGCAAGUACAUUGCCAACAGCACAUCGUUGACCGUCCUCAAGGUGCCCAGCAACUUUAGCAUGUGUUGUCGUGCAUUCUACAGCUUUUGCGAUGCCAUCAAAAAGAACAACAGUGUACAGACACUUGACAUGAGUGCCAAUCCCAUGUCCCUUGAAAUGGUCAUGUCGCUGUGCGACGCUUUGACUGCCAACCGUUCCAUCACUCACCUCGACCUGUCGUUUAGCACAAUCGGUUCCAACGGCACACAUAUCGCCGAGGUCAUCAAAGUCAACAAUACCAUUAGAUCGCUGUUCCUCAUUGGCAACGAAUUGGACGACUGCGCAGUCAGUGCAAUCGCCGAUGCAUUACGUCACAAAAACACUUCCAUCACCGAACUAUCACUCUCAGAGAAUGAGUUUGGCGACGAUAUUGGUGCAAUGAUUGGCAAUUUGUUCAAACAAAACACAAUCAUCCAGUCGAUUGAUCUCAGCUGCAACCAAUUGUCCGAGAUGACUGCAUUGUCAUUUGCAGAGUCACUCGGUUCCAACACUACUCUUAGGUCGCUCAAUUUAUCCGACUGCUCGCUAUCUGAUGAGGGUGGUGCCGAUGACGAGGAUCAAUGCGUGCGUUCGCUAUGCUACGCUGGUGGAGGUGGACUUGGUGGUGGAGGUAUCGAGCUCUUCCAGACAUUGCAGAUGAACACCACCAUCUCACAAAUCGUUCUCUGGGGAUGUGACCUCAACAGCUCAGAUGCACUCAAAGAAGAGUUGUCCAACUUGCUCAGCACCAACACUGCCAUCCAAUCACUCUCAUUGGGCUACAACGAGCUCACUUCAGCCGAUAUUAUCGAUAUUGUUAAGAAUGGUCUUUGGCACAACAAGACACUCAAGUCUAUCCACCUCAACAACAACCACAUCGACUCCAAAGGUGGUAUGGUGAUUGCCGAAUACCUCUCGCAAAACACUACCCUUAUGGAGUUGUCACUCUACGACAACAUUGUCGACAAUGUUGGUGCCAUCCACUUUCUCAUUUCACUUGGCAAGAACCAUACUAUUCGCAAGCUCUGUCUUGGCUCUAAUCGUGUCUGCCCCACCAUCUCAUCGCAGUUCCGUCCCAUCGUCUCGUACAACCAACCGGUAUGUGCCAAUCUCAAAGACUUUUGGAUCCAAUCAAAACACAAAUUCAUGGCCGAAAGAACUCUCUUCCUCUCCAAAUAUCUCACCCUCCCAGGUGAUUUUUCUCUUGUCAUCAAACAAUUAUUUGACUUCCUUUUGGAAAAACAACCUCCAUCCUCUUCCUUCUCUACUCAAUUGGCUAUAGCCCCGACUCCAACCUCAACUCCAACCAAACCAAUCAAUAAUAACAAUAAUAAUAAUACUAAUAUUCAAAAUAAUAACAACACUAAUGGAUCAUCAGCUCAUCUAGUUGAUUCUCUUGUUAAGGAAAGCAAAACAACAGCUACAGUUCCAAACUAG
Cavenderia fasciculata is the source of this 2280-nucleotide messenger RNA. RefSeq lists its product as uncharacterized. The transcript is spliced from 2 exons. NCBI's taxonomy places the organism in Eukaryota, Evosea, Eumycetozoa, Acytosteliales, Cavenderiaceae. Bases 1 to 2280 code for a protein of 759 amino acids. The record is from RefSeq and is a predicted model, not a curated record. Gene Ontology annotation, molecular function: protein binding.